This is a messenger RNA of Nothobranchius furzeri (turquoise killifish), 2359 nucleotides long. NCBI's taxonomy places the organism in Eukaryota, Metazoa, Chordata, Actinopteri, Cyprinodontiformes, Nothobranchiidae. The record is from RefSeq and is a predicted model, not a curated record.
UUCGCUGAAAAACAAAAUAGUAAUGGUUAAUUCUCAUUAUAAUCAGACACUUGAGUUUUUCAUGCAGGCUGAACAUGAAAAUAGUCUCCUACACCUAUCUACUGCAUUAGCUUCUGAUAGAAAAUGGACGAUGAAACUCUGGGAUUAGAAAAUCCUCACAGAUCUACGGCACACUGUCACUCACCCAUCUUGACUCACUGUUGUUGGUUUAGUGUCCAGGAAACUGCAAAAAAUCAUCCUGACUACUAGAAGCUAACUGUUAGCAUUAGCAACCUCACCACACAGCAGAACUCUUUCAGGCUUGUGUUAUUUGUGGAGAUAAAACAUCAGCGUUGCAAAUUAUACAGAGUUGGUGGUAGAGUUGCAUCGCUGUUAGCAAAUCAGCGGUGAGAUUUCCAAAUAUCAGGAAGUAAGACUCCAAAUUCUGUCAUCUGAAGCUCUCCUCUGAUCUGGCGAUCUUCUACAUACUGAAACAGGCACAUCAAGGCUUUUUGAACCCAGAGUGCAACAGGCAUUUAUUCCUACUAGAGACCACUGCAAAUGUACUGAUUAAUCAAGUCAACUAAUUUUCUCAAACACUGCAUAUGUCCUUGCAGGGCACUUUGUUCAAAUUAUUCCAUUGUCUUUGUUGUUAGAGCAGGGCUUUGUUGUGUACAUCUGCGUAAUUGGUGUGCCAAGAAACCGUGCACUGACAAAGGUUCCUUGCUUUAAAUAGAAUCUAUGGUCAAAUGUGUGAAUUUGUGUUAACACAAAAUCUUUUUUCUAAUUAAUAAUAAUUAACGUAUUAAUGAACUGGGGCCUCAUUUAUAAAGCUUACUUACGCACAAAACGAGGUAAGUAAUUAAUUAAACAUAAAAUGUUUGAAAGUGCUGGAGAGAUGCAGUUGGGGGCCGCACAAAAAUAUUCAGAGGGUUGCAAAUGGCCCCCAGGGGCCGUAGUUUGGACAUGCCUACUUAGAGAACUUUGAAGGAGGAAAAUAAAAUAAUUAUAAGACACAAUAAAUGUUGGUUUUCCUUCCAUGGGCUCAAGACAGAAAGUCAUUUUUACUCUGACUGUGGCGCCGAGCAUCUUCAGAGGCAGCCAAUCAGAUUCUGCCAUGUUGGGAUGGCCCAGCCAAUGGGAGCGCUCCGCCAAGGAGGAAAAACUGGGACGUACUGACCAAUGUGGUACAGGGGGACCCGGGGAGGACCAAAGAAGCCGCUGUCAAGCUCAUCCUCCGGCGGGAGGAGAAACGUGGGAGGCUGUUUCUGGAGGGUUCUUGAGAUUUGGCUCUUAAACACCUGCCGCCGGUGAGGUGAGUCGUCCUGUCCCUCUGCCUUCCGCAUGAACUCCGAGGAAGAGUAAAGGAGGGUGGGGGGGCAACCGGGAGGAACUUUACUCCGCUGGAUUGCUCUGGAAAAAACCUCAAGUCACUGUCCCGCACGCGACGGAAGUUGGAGCUAAAUUAGAGUCACCCCUCCUCAACCUCCGCCUCGCGUCAAACCCGUUUUGCAUACUGAACUUCCGCCUUGCUCUGCCUCCUUUUUUUUCUCCGUCUACUGGUCCCCAUCAGCCGGCAAGCAGCUGAUAUAACAGGAGGAUACAGUAUCACGGCGGAGCCAUGAAAAGCUGACUCAAAAAACUUCCCUCGGAGGAGGUAGGCGGAUGUCAGGUCGGAGGAGGAGAAGAAGGAGACACAUUUUCGCUAACCACCAUGGGAUUUUCUACUUUCAUGUGAAGAGGCGGAAUGUGCAGUUUACUACUGUCCGUGGAAGUACCAACUCACAGUUUACGGAUUAUUAUUUUGGUAGCUCACGGAUAUCCGCGGGUUUAAGUAAAAACCUCGUUUUAUUACUACAUAUUUUUGUUUUUGUGUUUGUUUUGGACGGAAUUCCUCUGGAGUAGCUGCAUGUGCUUCGCAGUAGCUCCUAAAACCCGGUCCUGUUUUUUUUUACAAUAUUAAUAUUUUUAGAUGUUUGACAUUAGACAUGGGGUGCUUGUCUGUUAGCCCCUCUGAAGCAGCCUGGAAAACCAUCAGAAGCUACUAGUUUUUAUAGCACGUAAGCUAGCUUUAUUUACUAAUAUUUAGUAAUACGCAGGUGUUACACGGUUCGCACAAGAAGACAGUAUUAUUCUGGAUAUUUUUAAGGCUGGUGUAAUUUUGACACCUUAAUCAUUUUUUCAACCGUCCUACUGGAAUAAUCCCUCACACUAAGGAUACGAAUUCCCACAUUUCCACCAGAUUUUUCCACCAUGAGUUACAUGGUAGUGAAUGUAUUGCUACGUGGACUCGUCAUCUAUGCGGUACUGGGCUCGGAGUGCUCCUACUCGAAUGAUCAUUCGAGCCCGUCGACUGAUGCUGCAAAUGUAGCCACAACAG